CUGCAGCCUGCCGGCUCGCCCGUGUAGCCGCGAUGCCCUGGAGCCCGACCCCGUCCCGGGUCCCCGGCCCACCGCGUAAUUAGCCUCCGUGCGUCCGGAGCGCACCGCCGCCAACGCCGCGCCCCGACGCAGCGAUGGGCAACACGGUGCAUAGGACCCUGCCAGACUCGAGCCCGCCCGCGCGCCUCCUGGCCACCCGGCCUUGCUGCGGCCCCGGCCCAGAGCGGCGCCCAGUGCUGGGCGAAGCGCCGCGCUUCCACACGCAGGCCAAGGGCAAGAACGUGCGGCUGGACGGCCACUCACGCCGGGCCACGCGGCGCAACAGCUUCUGCAACGGGGUCACGUUCACACAGCGGCCCAUCCGGCUGUACGAGCAGGUGCGGCUGCGCCUGGUGGCCGUACGCCCGGGCUGGAGCGGCGCGCUGCGCUUUGGCUUCACGGCGCACGACCCGUCGCUCAUGAGCGCCCAGGACAUCCCCAAGUACGCCUGCCCCGACCUCGUCACGCGGCCAGGCUACUGGGCCAAGGCGCUGCCCGAGAACCUGGCGCUGCGCGACACGGUGCUGGCCUACUGGGCGGACCGCCACGGCCGCGUCUUCUACAGCGUCAACGACGGCGAGCCGGUGCUCUUCCACUGCGGCGUGGCCGUGGGCGGCCCGCUCUGGGCGCUCAUCGACGUCUACGGCAUCACCGACGAGGUGCAGCUGCUCGAGAGCGGGUUCGCGGACACGCUGACGCCCGCGCGCCUCGGCCAGGCCCGCUUCAGCGCCUGCCUGCCGCCCAGCAGCCACGACGCGGCCAACUUCGACAACAACGAGCUGGAGAACAACCAGGUGGUGGCCAAGCUGGGCCACCUGGCGCUGGGCCGCGCCCCGGGCCCGCCGCCCGCCGACCACGCGGCCGCCGCCAUCCCGUGCGGGCCCCGCGAGCGCCUGCGGCCCGCGUCGUCGCCGGCGCUGCUCGAGGCCGACCUGCGCUUCCACACGACGCGCGGGCCCGACGUGAGCCUGUCGCUCGACCGCAAGGUGGCCUGCGCGCCGCGGCCCGACGGCGGCCGUACGCUCGUCUUCUCCGAGCGCCCGCUGCGGCCCGGGGAGAGCCUCUUCGUGGAGGUGGGCCGCCUGGGGCUGGCGGCGCCCGGCGCGCUGGCUUUCGGCAUCACGUCGUGCGACCCGGGCGCGCUGCGGCCCGCCGAGCUGCCCGCCGACCCCGACGCGCUGCUCGACCGAAAGGAGUACUGGGUGGUGGCGCGCGCCGGGCCCGUGCCGAGCGGCGGCGACGCGCUCAGCUUCACGCUGCGGCCCGGCGGCGACGUGCUCCUGGGCGUCAACGGGCGCCCGCGCGGCCGCCUGCUGUGCGUGGACACCACGCAGGCGCUCUGGGCCUUCUUCGCCCUGCGCGGCGGCGCCGCCGGCCAGCUGCGCCUCCUCGGCACCCUGCAGUCCAGCCCUGCGACCACCUCCCCAUCAGGAUCCCUGAGCGGCUCCCAGGACGAUAGCGAUUCCGAUAUGGCCUUCAGUGUCAACCAGUCCUCCUCGGCAUCUGAGUCAUCCCUGGUGACGGCCCCCAGCUCCCCGCUGAGCCCGCCAGUGUCCCCCGUGUUCCCCCCGCCGGAGCUGGCGGGCAGCAAGAAUGGUGAGUGUACGGUGUGCUUCGACGGCGAAGUGGACACGGUCAUCUACACGUGUGGACACAUGUGCCUGUGUUACAGCUGCGGCCUGCGGCUCAAGAGGCAGGCCCGGGCCUGCUGCCCCAUCUGCCGGCGGCCCAUCAAGGACGUCAUUAAGAUCUACAGGCCAUAGCCUGGCCUGCCGACCACGGGCCUUGACCAGAGCAGGGUCCCCUUUCUGAAGCCCCCCUGGGCUGGGCAACCACCAUGGCCACCAGGGAGUCCAAAGGCAGCAGCCAUCUCGUCUGCCGCUCUCCCGUGGUGGGCAAGGCGUGACAGUCAUGGAGACCAGGCACCCCCACCCUGGGGGCGGUCUGAGUCCAAGCGAGGGUUGCUUCUGGCUUGAAAGUGCUUUGCCCCCAGAAGGCCGUCCCGAGGGCAAGUUCGGAAACAGCCUGGCAGGUGGACCCAUCCCCCAGUGACCUCUCCGCUGGGAGGCGGCAUCCUCUGUGCAAUGGCUUUUGCUGGGGUUGGGUUGAGUGUGUGUGAGAGAGGGGGAGGGGAGGGAGGGAGACAGACUGGGGCGGGGGGCGUGUGAGGGAACGAGUGAGGGGGAACGUGUAGGUAUUUAUCCAGGGAUCCUGGCUCUGCAAGGUUAUUUAACACUAAGGAAUGUGCAAUGCUCAGCCCAGACGGUAGCUAGCGCAACCAGAAACUGUUGGCUUUCUGGGGCUGUGACGUCAGCUGGUUUUGAAUGUCUGAAGCCUGCACCUAAACAGACCUCCCUUGGAUGGUAUAGAAAAGAGACACUUAGAUUUUCUAAAGGGAGGGAAAAAUAGCUCAUUGUUUACAGCUCCAGAAGCGGCAACUCCUGGGGGGAUAGGUGGGCGGAGAACAUAAAAGAACAAUUUGCUUUUCCCGUUUCUGGCUCAGUCUUGGAGAGGAGUUUUGAUGGGUGCUGGGGCUGAGAGCCCUAGGCUGUCCCCUCCAGAGUCUUUUCACCCCUUCGCCCCCAAGCAGCCUGAUAAUAAGCACUCAGCCCCUUGACUCGGCUCCUAGAUGCUUUAAGUCUGUACCACCCUCGCCAUCUCCUAGAAUAAGACAGCAGCAGGUCCCCUUCUCCUGGGGGAGGGACAGCAGCCUAGCAGAUGACUCCCCUGGAGGCAGAAGGGCCACCGCCGCUCUCCACAUUUCCCGCUGUAACGCGGGGCCUGGCGUUCACCAGCGGCUGUGGGCACCGCCAGGGCGACCUGCUGGCCAAGUAGGAGGAGGAACCAGGGCUUUGUAACUGGUCUUUGUUCCCGUUCUCAGCUUCUCUUCCCCUACAGAUUACUAGGAUGCUAAUUGAUCAUCAGGAUGCUAACUAGUAGAUGAGACUCCUACUGAAAAUGCUCACUUUGGGACUCUCCCCCUUCCCCAGGGCUAUUUUCUGGGCAGUUCCUGAGACCCUGACCCUGCCCCCACCCCUCACCCCUGCCUGUGCCCAUCUCUGCAGAUGCCCAGACCACACCGGGGCUGACCGGCUGGCAGGCCUGCAGUUCUCUUCUGAGCCCGAGUUCUGGGCCCCUCCUCUGCCCUGUCUUGUGCCAGGCCUUUCGGGAAGACCUCGGGCCUGUUUCUCAGUUCCCGGUGUGUCCUGGAGGAAGCCUAGCAUCUGCCCACUCCAGAGCUCUUGGAAGGACGUCCUAAAGAGCCCGAGGCACCUUGUGAAGAACAGGCAUAGUUUUUAUUACAAUUCCUAAUCUGUCCAUCUGCCAAGGGAGGCAGGGAACGGAGAACACUCAGAAUUUAGGCAUUCAUGUGACAAACAUUUGCUGGGUUUCUGGAGUCCCUCUCGUCAGACUGAGCCCCUUAAGUCCAGUCUCUCCGUGCCCUCAUCAUGCUUCAGGUUUUGGACCAUCUGUUUCUUCUCUGCCUGGUGUUCUGACCUGAUUUCAGCUUCGAAAACCUUACUCUUGCCCCUGGAAGAACCCCUGAUUGGUUCUUCUUCCCUGGUGAAUUUGGGAAACACGCCCACAUUUGAAUUUUGCAGCAGAAUCUUUUGGGGGAACUACUGGAACCCUAGCAUUUGCCAAGUUAAGAGUCUAGGCAGUGCUCGGUGCCCAGCUGAGUUUGGGCAGCUGGAGCCUUCCGCUUCCCCCACGUGCUGGCCGUGGGCAAGGCCACACACAGGCCCCGUGUGACAGGGCCCUUCACCCCCUGGGACCGUGGUUCUCCGGGCAGCAGCGCCCCUGUCUGGAUCGAGCCACAGUCACAAGCUCCGGUGGUCCCGGCAGCCUCGGGGGGCCAGCUCCUCUCUCCUUCAAGGGCCUGGACGCAGGGUGGGCCAGGCCGUGCACCUGGCACCCUGUUACCUGGGAAGGAAGGAGCUGGUGGCCGGUUUAACUUGCUCUGCAGCCGCUAUAAAUAGCCUUUUGGUUUCCAAGGGGGCGUUUAUCUUCUAAAAACCAGACAUUUCCUGAUGCUCUAAACUGAUUUAGUCAGUGCUGCAGAGGAGCUGCUCACAUGGCCCUCUAGGUUCUGUCUGGAGAAGGGGCAGGAGCGGCAGGAAAGGAGACCACUCUCCUUUAUCUUCCAUCACCACGUGCCCGGCGCUGGGCUAGGGAGCUGUGUCCACACGUCAGUCCCGCGAGGUGGGUCUUAGAACCACAUUGAAUCAUAUCAGAGACACUGCCAAUUACAAAACGCAUCAUCCUAUGUGCCACUAAGGAACAAAACUUGGCCAGUUUUAACUGUAAGAUGCCGCGGCUCCACAAUUCAUUUUAUUCAGACAAGCUAUGUGGAAAAACUGUGCCCUUUAGAAUUAAUGAAAGACAGUAUUCUCCCCAUUUGGCAGGUAAGAGAACUGAGGUCCUGGGAAGCCGAGUGGCUUAAGAUCACGCAGCAGGAGGCAGCAGGGCUGGGGUUCAACCCCAGGAGUGCCUGCUGCCAAAUCCCACACGCUCCACUGCCUGGUCCCCAGCCCAGGAAGCUCCAGACUGCCUGAGUGCCUUGAAGCUCACCUGGGCAGCCCCCAGAGAGGGCCUGGGCACCUGCACCUGUGUGGAUGGUUCCAGCCCCCGACUGCAGCCCCGCACUGCUGCCCGGACCCUGGGAGGACAAGUGUCCUUCUUUCUAGGCUCAUCUGCGCACUACCCACCUCCUCCCAGUGGAGCUGAGCUGUGUGAGAGCUUGGGUCCAACCCAAGCGCCUCCUCCUGUUACAUAGUGGCGCUCAUGUGGGGCCACCUUGGGGAGAGGCUAAGGGCCUUGUGCCCCCACCUUCCUGGGCCUCGUGACCACCACCCCCUUAAGCAGGGCCCCCAGGGGUGGGACAAGGGAGACCAGAGGAUGCCCCCUUUGUUGUGGUCUGAUGCCUAUUCAUUUUGAACCCAUAGAGAGAUUGGGCUGUUUCCAAGUCAAGGAGAACACCUCUUUCUAGCCCACUCCCAGAACUGGGCGUCCUCUGAGUCUUUGCUGCCCGGGGCAGCUGCUCCCUUUCCGUCACUCAACACACUGGUCAGCAUGGCCUGUGUUCUGGAUGCAAGGUUGGGAACUGGGACUAAUGACAAGGCCUGCAGGGAGCUCACGGUCCAGAGCAGGAGGUGGGCAGAUCUGUAAACCUGUAUUUGGCUCCUUCAGUGCUGGGUCUUGUGCUUGCAUGUAGUAGGUCCUCAUUAAAGCUUUACUGAGUAAAUCAGAGAUCGAGUGAUGAGUGUUCAGGAGUUUGGUAAAACACCAUGUAUACAUGCACCUAGUCAUUCAACAAACAUUUGCUGAGUGCCUACUAGGGUGGGGUGCUGGGAGGACGGAACUGAGAGGACAGGGCCCCAGCUCUAACGUCAGAGAGAGUGACAUGAGACAUUUGGGGCGGAAUCCACUGGGCUUUCUUGGCCAUUCUGUUGCCUUGGGGGUCUAUCUUAGUGAGCGCACAACUGCUUACCUGACCCAGAGCCUCCUGCGUGCCUCAAAAAGCCUUCUCUGCAUUAGAAAUGCCAGGCACCUUGCAGUCAGGGAGCUGCUGCCAAAACAGCCUUGGGCAGAACCCUCAAAGGCCCUACCAGCCAAUGAUCGCCCUCAGGUCUUGCCAGGGAGACAUGGGGAGAUGGCUACCUGCUACUUUCAGGCCUUGAGACUGGUGGCUGAAAAUUGCCAGAGAACCCCCAGUCCAUUCCAGCUGAGCAUGAGGUCCAUGCGGAGUCUCGGUGAGUGAGAGGCAGUAACCUUCCACGGCUCAGUCCCGUCUCUGCCCUGAUUCUGGCAGAGGGACACCGGCUCAGGAAAACGUGGCCUCCUGGCAUUUCUCGGUAUUUAAUUGUCCCACUGUCUCAAGUCCCUAAUGAGAUGACUUGUACAACAAUCUGUCUGUGCCUUAUGAAAGUGUCUGUGCACUUUUAAUCCCUUUUAAAAGCAACUUUAAAAAGUGGACCGGGGACUGGUAUAGAUGGUAAUGUUCUGGAAAUCUGUGAUCAUCGCUGAAACCUUUCUGCAUUGUGUAUUUGACGUUGGAGUGAUGAAGUGUGUGUCCCCCACCCCACCCUCACUACCUGUGUACAGACCUUUUAAAAAAUGUCUCUUUUUCUUAUUUUUCUGAUUCAAUACUGUGACCUCUCCAAUACAGUCUAAUCUUUGGGGAAUCUGUAAUAAAGAUUUCAGAACCUGGGGGGAUGGGUUGGGAAGGGUUUGCACUGGUCCUGUGUGUUGUGCUUUUGUGUGUUGUGUGUUUUGAUUUUUGUCUGUUUUUAUCUGUUUUAUAUUAACAUGAUUUACCUGUUAAAAAAAAAUACAACUUUGGCUUCUUAAAAAAGAAAGUCUCUUCAGGACUCCGUUUUAAAAAUCACAGUUGCAUACACUGCUGGGGAGUGGAGGUGAGGGAUACAAAUCAUUGCCAGCUCUGAGGAAACAAUUUACAAAAUGCCUAUAGAACCCUGAGAAUAUCUGAGCCUUUGGCCAAAUAACUCCUGAGAAAAUACCCCAAGGAAAUAAUUCUAAUUGAGGAUAAUCUCUAUAUGUAAAGAUGUUCAUUGCAGCAUUAUUUAUAAAGGUUAAAAAUUAUAAGCAACCCUAAUGUCCAACAACCAGGGUUUACAGUUGGCCCUCAUCGCAUCAUCAGGGGAUUGGAUCCAGGACCAUCCCCACCUCGAAGUACCCACAGAUGCUCAAGUCCCUUAUAUAAAGCGAUGUAAUGUUUGCAUGUAGCUUAUGCCAUCCUGCUGUAUACUUUGAAUCAUCUCUAGGGUAAUUAUAAUACCUAAUGCAAUGUAAAUACUAUGUAAAUCGUUGCCAGCAUAGAAAAUUCAAGUUUUGCUUUUUGGAACUUUCUGGAAUUUUUUUUCAAAUAUUUUCCAUCUGAGGCUGGUUGAAUCUGCAGGUGCAGAACUUGGGAUUAUGGAGGGCCAACUGUACUUGUCAGAACUCUUGGUUACAAGCAACGGAAACAACCCAAACUGGCCUAAGGGGAUUAAAAGGCUCAGGAAACUGAGAAGUCCGGUACCAGGACCCAAGAACCCCCUUCAGGUGCAUUUGGAUCCAGACUCUGAAAGGUUGCAGCGGGACUUGACCUGUCCUCCUCUGCUGUCUUUUGUCCCCCAUCCCCAGGCAGUUUCUCAAGACAGCUGGCAGCAUGUCCAGGCUACAUCCUGCCUUUAUGGACCAAACUGGAUCAUGCGACACUUCCUUAACCAAUCAUGGAAGCCAGAGAAAUGCAGGGCUCUGAUUGGACAGUCCCAAGACAAGUGCUCACCUCCAGCCAAUGGGUGCACCUGUGGAACUGAGAGUGGGGAAACCAGGGACCCCAGGGAAAAACUGGAGUAAUGAUGAAGGGAAACUGGGCAGGCAGAAACAGUGGAUCUCUCUCUAAGAAAGGUUGAAUAAAGCAUGAUCAGAUACAUCCCUAGGUAAUCGUGUGAGUUGUGAAGCCAGACAGGCUGGUCCUCACCACCACUUAACCUCUUUGUGCCUCAGUCUCCUCAUCUGCAAAGCAAGAACACUAAGAGCUCCUGAUUUUAGGAUGAGGGUGAGCAUUAUUAAGAUCAUGCUGGUGAUGUGCUAGGCACACUGUCUGGCACUCAGCAAAGAGUUUAUAACAGGGGAACUUGUUUAUAUUAAAAAUAAGCUGGGAAAAAAUCAAGGUAUAAAACUGCACAUACACUCUGAUCUCAUGGAUGAAAAACAACAACAACAAAAAACCCAGCAGCAACAACCAACAGCCCCCAAACCUGGAAUGAUCAACAGAAGAGAAGCAAAUGGGGGUUGCGUCCUGGUGAUGGCAUUCCUGGUAACUUUUUCCCCCUCUGUUUUCCAGUUUUUCUAAAAUGACCAAUUACUACUUUUAAUUUAAACUUAUUUGGAAAAAUUAUCCCCCUGCUCUGCAAAAACCCACAGGAACAGCUGGCCCUUGCUGGAAUUCAUCAGGAACUCCCAGGCUGAUUGUCUGCAUUUGAGAUCCAAAUUUAGUCAUGGUGGAGAUAAGGGCCUGGAAGGUUCUAGUGGAGGCCAGGCCAGACUGACCAGUUUGGUUGGGCUUCCUCCAGGCCAGGCCUUAGGGCCCGGAUUUCUGAGAUGGAGCCUCACAGCGGUAUCAGGAGUCGGGGGAAGGGAGAAGUGAAGUUGCUGCCCAGGCCUGCUCCUCCUGGCUUGUUGGAACAGCCCAGCCUGGUGACACUGGAUUUUAGAAACAACAGGGUAAGGGAAGUGAACCAGGAUUUAUCAAGCAGAAGAAACCAUGAUUUUCACAUAUUUUCUCAACGAAUCUUCACAACAAUGUCUGUCUUCUCAUUUUACAGGGAGGGGAUCUGGCUCCCUCCAAGGUAGGAGUACCCAGGUGCACUUGCUCCAGAACAAAGGCAAAAUCUUUCAGAGGCACCUUUUGUACCCUUUUCCCUCGGUCCCAGAGACAGAGUCUUCCGAGAACCCAGGCUUCUUUCUCUCUUCCUCGACGCCCUCCCCUUGACAGCAUCCACUCCUAUGGGGCCAGCAGAUAUUUUCAUAAGUACCAUCAAGAAUUUUUUU
Camelus dromedarius (Arabian camel) is the source of this 8598-nucleotide messenger RNA. RefSeq names its product neuralized E3 ubiquitin protein ligase 1B (gene NEURL1B). Gene Ontology annotation, molecular function: ubiquitin protein ligase activity. Lineage: Eukaryota; Metazoa; Chordata; Mammalia; Artiodactyla; Camelidae. The transcript is spliced from 5 exons. The coding region runs from base 135 to 1802 and encodes 555 amino acids. Gene Ontology annotation, cellular component: early endosome. The record is from RefSeq and is a predicted model, not a curated record. Gene Ontology annotation, biological process: ubiquitin-dependent endocytosis.